This is a messenger RNA of Pygocentrus nattereri (red-bellied piranha), 1737 nucleotides long. RefSeq names its product ERGIC and golgi 3 (gene ergic3). Gene Ontology annotation, biological process: endoplasmic reticulum to Golgi vesicle-mediated transport; retrograde vesicle-mediated transport, Golgi to endoplasmic reticulum. NCBI's taxonomy places the organism in Eukaryota, Metazoa, Chordata, Actinopteri, Characiformes, Serrasalmidae. Gene Ontology annotation, cellular component: endoplasmic reticulum membrane; endoplasmic reticulum; COPII-coated ER to Golgi transport vesicle. Bases 25 to 1191 code for a protein of 388 amino acids. The record is from RefSeq and is a predicted model, not a curated record. The transcript is spliced from 14 exons.
UUCACCGGAAUACAGAGAGGCAAGAUGGACGCGUUAAAUAAACUCAAGCAGUUUGACGCUUAUCCGAAAACUCUGGAGGACUUCAGGAUCAAAACCUGCGGCGGAGCCACGGUGACGAUCAUCAGCGGGCUCAUUAUGCUGAUCCUGUUCUUCUCCGAGUUACAGUAUUAUCUGACCAAGGAGGUCCAUCCCGAACUGUUUGUGGACACUUCGAGAGGAGACAAGCUCCAGAUCAACAUCGAUGUAGUGUUUCCUCACAUGCCGUGCGCCUAUCUGAGCAUUGAUGCCAUGGACGUGGCUGGAGAGCAGCAGCUGGACGUCGAGCACAACCUGUUAAAGCAGAGGCUGGACAAAGACAGCAAACCGGUCAGCACUGAGCCGGAGAAACACGAUUUGGGACAAGAGGAGGGAGAGAUAUUUGACCCCAGCAAGCUGGAUCCAGACCGCUGUGAGAGCUGCUACGGAGCGGAGACCGAGGAGUUAAAAUGCUGUAACACCUGCGAUGACGUGCGAGAGGCGUACCGGCGGCGCGGCUGGGCUUUUAAAACGCCCGACACCAUCGAACAGUGCAAGAGGGAAGGUUUCAGCCAGAAGAUGCAGGAGCAGAAGAACGAGGGCUGUCGGGUGUACGGCUUCCUCGAGGUCAAUAAGGUGGCAGGUAACUUCCACUUUGCCCCUGGAAAGAGCUUUCAGCAGUCUCACGUUCACGUGCAUGCUGUGGAAAUUCACGAUCUGCAGAGCUUUGGACUCGACAAUAUCAACAUGACCCAUCAGAUUAAACAUCUCUCGUUUGGGAAAGACUAUCCUGGAAUCGUGAAUCCUCUAGACGGCACCAACGUAGCAGCGCCUCAAGCAUCCAUGAUGUACCAGUACUUCGUGAAAAUUGUACCAACGAUUUACGUUAAAGGAGACGGGGAGGUGGUGAAAACAAACCAGUUCUCGGUGACCAGACAUGAGAAAGUGGCCAACGGGCUGAUUGGGGAUCAGGGUCUGCCCGGCGUCUUUGUGCUGUAUGAGCUUUCGCCCAUGAUGGUCAAAUUCACGGAGAAGCAGCGGUCAUUCACUCACUUUCUGACAGGAGUCUGCGCUAUUGUAGGCGGAGUUUUCACAGUUGCUGGACUCAUCGAUUCUUUAAUAUACCACUCAGCGAGAGCCAUACAGAAGAAGAUCGAGCUGGGAAAAGCGUCCUAGCACCUCUCAGUCUCCACCACGGACAUUUGCGGUGCAUUACAGUUUGCAGGAACCCCAGUCUGUUCUAAUGGAAGAACCCAGCUGCGUGCCUGUGUGUGUGUGUGUGUGUGUGUGUGUGUGUGUGUGUGUGUACGUGUACAUACGUGAGUGUGUGUUGCUACUCGCUCCAGAUGCAGGCCGGUUCCUCAGCAGGGCAUCACUGGAACAACCAAACCGGCUGACUGGAUUUCACAGAGAACCGCAGAGUUAAACGGUAACCGUACGGCACAAAUGAAGAAUCUGCUCGUUCCGCUGUGGAAUGAAGAACCUCUCCUGGAAAUCCCAGAGCGUCUCAGUGCGGGACUGGGUGGCACCAUUUAUAUGUAUGUUUGCACUUAAAAUAUCUGUCAGGUCUUUACUGAGUCCUCCAUUACUCUAGCUGACUCUCCUUUUCCUAAAUUUGGUUGCACCACAAGUCCUUAAAGGGCAAUUCCACCACUUCUUCAAAAUUCCUGAAUAAUUCGAUCCCUGAUUUUUUAUAUAUAAAUAAAGUCAUUGAGGUUUUCA